GGGUAAUGCCCUGCGUUCUACGGAGUACUAGUAGUAAUCUUGGAGAUUGUGAAGGUGCCCACAGUUAAGCGCCCCUCCCUCCUUACAACCAAUGCCGAUGUCGGUUGCCAGUAUGAGAUUCCUUGGGAGAAGCCACCCUCCUAUGAACAGGGAGCAUAACUACCUUGUAAAACCCAACGCACAGGUAUUGAUGGUAAUAUUACACGCGUACUUGUACAUACUACUAAAUUUUAGGAGAGGCAAAAAUCUCUAAUAUUCUAAGAGAGUCAAUUGGUGACAAUUGGUGCAAAUUGGUGCAAAUUCGAACAGUGUCUUUGGUGGCAAAACUCUCUUCCUCGAUGAUCCUAACAAACGAUAUCAACGCUGAAUAGUAAUGCGUAUUACUACUGCACUACGCUAAGCCACUUAGAGGUUGGGGAAGAUCCUCAAAGAUGAGCAAUUGGGGCUUCCGCAAGCGCUCUGGACAAG
Aspergillus pseudotamarii is the source of this 468-nucleotide messenger RNA. RefSeq lists its product as uncharacterized. The transcript has a single exon. Bases 92 to 253 code for a protein of 53 amino acids. NCBI's taxonomy places the organism in Eukaryota, Fungi, Ascomycota, Eurotiomycetes, Eurotiales, Aspergillaceae. The record is from RefSeq and is a predicted model, not a curated record.